Messenger RNA from Aspergillus alliaceus, 618 nucleotides. RefSeq lists its product as uncharacterized. Lineage: Eukaryota; Fungi; Ascomycota; Eurotiomycetes; Eurotiales; Aspergillaceae. The transcript has 3 exons. The record is from RefSeq and is a predicted model, not a curated record. The coding region runs from base 206 to 478 and encodes 90 amino acids.
CCGGCACAUUGCAAAAGCCGUAAGGGUAUCCUCAUUUUGGGUUCUAUCGUAUCCCCGAUGCCGUUCCCAUACAAUAUAAUGAUAUACCACUACCGCUCACCAACAAAGAAGACAAAGACGAGUAAAGAAGUUUACUGAGCAGACACAGGUCGGCAAUGUAGAGUCAAAUUCGAAGGACUUGGUCUAGACCUACUGCAUUUCUUUCAUGUACUGCUUACUAAUAUAUAUCAGCGGAGCGUCUAUACAUCGCGCCUGGACAUGCAAGGUCUCCUCCCCCCUCCCCCCACUGUCUGGCAAGACAAGAAAAUAUCUCAGUUAUUUCAUGUCGACCCAGCAGGGUGUUAUGCCUCCCCCUCCUGGGGUGGAGCCCAACUUUGUCAGUCCAGAGAAUCACUACUACGCAUCUACCACCGCUUUGAUAAUGCGGCUCUAUACUAGGCGGUUCGUCAUACAGGCUUCAUUGGGGAUUGACGACUGAAAGUACUCCUACAUGUGCACGCGAACGAUGUGACUGAAAGCAAUGUUGGUAGAUUUCUGCGUUAUUGGUUAUGCUUUAAAUUGGGCAUAGGAUGUCACACAUGGAACAUUCCGCUGAGCAGGAUGCGAACGAUAACUCGG